Prorocentrum cordatum is the source of this 1700-nucleotide messenger RNA. The record is from the annotation of a GenBank genome assembly. Lineage: Eukaryota; Dinophyceae; Prorocentrales; Prorocentraceae.
AUUCCCCCAGACACGGCCGCCGACUGUUAUUCGUUUGGGUUGUUGACGUAGUUCAUCGUGACCGGGCGCCUACCGUUUGAGGGCAAGCGCGGAGAGCGGUUGCAGAGCCGGCUGAGACGCGGCCAGCCGCACAGUCUCGCGUGGCCUGCGCAAGCCGACGAGCUUACGCAGGCUUGCCGACCGGUGGUGGAGCAGUGCACCCGGCCGAAGCCAGCCUCUCGCCCUUCGACGCAGCAGGUGAGCCAGCAACUGGCCACCACGAUGAAGCACUUUGCGGUCGGGACAAUGGAGACUGUGGAGGAGGCCCUUGGCAUUGGAAGGCCCAGCAGCGGCAGCACCGACGCCCCGGACGCCUCGGCCUGUCGGGAUCUCAAGGAGUGCAGCGGCGCGGCGCAGGUGAGGCAGCCCUGCAGUGCCAGCGUCGGCUCGCCCAUAGCUGGGACGGGCUCCAGGAAUCUACCUCCCGUGCUGGAGCACGAGGUGCUGACGUCUCAGGAGGCCCAGGACUGCCCCGCAGCCGCGCCGCCCAGCAGCCCGAAGUGCCUGCAGCAGCUGGCCCACCAAGAGUACAAGCCAACGCCGCCCAGCACGCAGUCUCUUUCGCUGGCGUUACUGCUCCUUCAGUGGAACGUUCCGGUGCUGGCGGGCAGUUGCUGCCUGUUGCACGCCGCCUUAUAUUAUUCGGACAGGACGUCUUUGGAAUUUCGCCGCGUCCCUUGUAACCUACGCGGUGACAGCUUGUUCCGCGGCCAGUGCGACCAAUGCGGGCUGCUGAUGUUCCAGCACCAGUCGUGCUGCGAGUUCUGCGACGCCCCAGCAGCCGCGAGCGUCGGCACCGAUGCCUCGCUUUCAGGAGGCACGAUUUCUGCGUGACGAAAUUGCAAUCCGCCCAACGGGUGAGUUCAAGUGGGCGGGGCGUGCUACAUGCACAAACCAGCUCAGUUUUGUGCUGGUGCGUCUGCCCCCACCUGUCUACAAAUUCUCCAUCAAUUCUCCAGCUCAGCAUUGUGCUGCGGGGCGCUCUAGACGCACAAUUGUCUACCAACGGUGGCGAGAAUGGAUUUGUCGCCCUCGUUGUGCUGACGUGUCUCUCCCCGUCCUCUUCAUUUCCCCUCCCCCUCGUUCAUUAUCCCUCCCCUCUUUGCUGGGGCAUGUAGCCAGCUUCUUCUCCGAAUCAAACUAGAUACUCGCCGCACCCGCAGUUCCCAGCGAGCCAUUGGCAUUCACAUCAUGGACAUGUUUUUGUCUGUUCUGCCCACCUCGUCGGAUCCCCUGCCCCGUCCGUCCCACCCCCCUGGCCUCCUGGUCGGAUGCCCCCCAGGUGCGAUGCAGGGUGGAUUCGUAUGCGACAGUGUGCGUUUUAAUUGUCGCCUGUUGCGCAGCCUUCAGCGUUCGAAUUCGUUCGUUGAGCAUUAUUCAAUAUGUGGCAGCACUGAUGUGUUGCCUCCUUCCUCCUCUCUCCUCCUCCGCCUCCUCAUCCUCAUUCUUUAGCGGUGUAAGAAGCAAUGACCUCGCUUCGCUCAUUCCGCUGGCCCGUAUGUGAUCAUCGUUGCCGUGUGUGUGUGUUACGUGGCCGUAGCGAUUCGGACGUCGCCCGGCGGCGGUAGAUUGUCCGAAUGAUGUGUGAAGCUCCCGCUAAGACGGAGAAGCCGUCAUCUCAUCUGGUGGGGAAGCCCGCUUGGGAUGGCUGGAGAUAGGAA